ACAACCAGUUAUCAUACGUAGCAGAGUCUUGCACCUUACCUCUCGAGUCAUAUUCGGGGGAUUUCAAGGUCAAUCUUGAGUGUCAUGUAUUACCUCAGAUUACCAACACAUUACCUUCAUGCAACAUCGAUAUCAGGUCUUUAAAAUUACCGCCUCAUAUUCGAUUAGCUGAUCCAUCUUUCCAUAUUUCUUCACCUAUCGACAUAUUGGUAGGAGCAGAUGUCUUCUGGGACGUCAUAUGUUCAGAUUUCAUCGAUCUCGGUAAGCAAUGCCCAAAAUUGCAAAAAACAAAACUUGGUUGGCUGGUUUCUGGCACAAUCAAGGCAUAUACACAAUCACAUAAAAAUAAAGCACAUCAAUCGUCUUGCUUUUUCACUCAGCGCGAUGAUGCCUUGCUAACACGAUUUUGGGAAUUAGAGUCGGUUUCUUCUAAAUAUAACUUAACGCUAGAAGAGCAAGCCUGUGAAAAAAGUUUCGCAGAGAACACUCGACGUGACACUGAUGGUCGAUUUAUUGUGACUAUACCCUUAAAAGAGUCACCCGAGGUUCUCGGCGAUAAUUAUCACUCGGCCAAAAAUCGCUUGCUAGCACUUGAGCGUAGAUUUCAACGCGAUUCAGUUUUAAAAAAGAGAUACUACGAUUUUAUGACUGAAUAUAGAGACUUAGGUCACAUGAGCGACACAGUUAUUUCAAAACCUACUGAACCUGAUUCUCAAAACCGGUAUUAUUUGCCCCAUUUUCCGAUUAUUCGGGAAAAUUCUACUACGACAAAAUGUCGCGUCGUAUUCAAUGCCUCAGCAUUAAAUAAGGGCAAAACAUUUAACAGCAUUCAAAUGGUCGGUCCUGUCGUCCAGGAUGACUUACUUUCUAUUUUACUGCGCUUCCGUCAGCACAAAUAUGUUGUUUCGGGAGACAUUGAGAAAAUGUAUCGAGCCAUUUUAGUCGAACCCACACAACGUUCACUUCAACAAAUUUUAUUUCGAUUUGAUCCGAGUGAACACAUAAGACCUUUUACGUUGAACACGGUUACUUACGGUACAGCAUCUGCACCGUACCUAGCCACUAAAUGCUUGGUUUCGUUGGCAGAACAAUGUUCAGAUCCUAACGCAAAAAUUGCCAUUUCGAGGGACUUUUAUGUUGACGAUUUUAUUAGUGGUGGUGAUUCCAUAGAAUCUGUCAUUGACCUGUGCAAAAAUGUAGAUAAAACUUUACUGUCGGCACAAUUCAAGCUGCGUAAAUGGCAAUCAAAUAGCUCCGAAGUCUUGAAAUCAUUAACUAACGACAAUGCACUUGAACAAAUCAAUAAAAAUAAAACUUUAAAUCUAGAUGAAUCAUUACCCUGCAAAACUCUUGGUCUUCAAUGGGAUUGUAACUUAGAUCAUUUAUUAUUCACAAUUGACCUAGAUCCUAAAGCCAAGAAAAUUACUAAACGUAAAAUUCUAUCUCUUAUUAGUCAAAUCUUUGAUCCGCUUGGGAUUCUAGGGCCUUGCACUGUUCAAGCAAAAAAGGUAAUGCAAAACCUUUGGAUAGAUAAAUGCGGUUGGGAUGAGGAAGUGUCAAAAGAUACCCAGAACACCUUUUUGAACUUCAUAGAUUCUCUUAUUUCUCUUAAAUCACUUCGUAUUCCUCGUUGGGUUAGUUUUGAUAACGUUAUUCGUUUGGAACUUCAUACGUUUUCAGACGCAUCGGAACGUGCUUACGGUGCAUGUAUCUUCGUGAGAGCGGUCGACGCAAAUGGCACGGUACAAGUUCGCCUUCUAGCUUCCAGAAAUAAAGUGGCGCCUUUGAAGCCUACCACAAUCCCCAGACUCGAGCUUUGUGGUGCGCUCCUGGCGUCUAGACUUCACGCCAAAGUGAUGUCAUCAAUCACCCUUAAGCGCAUGAAAUGGCAGAGGGGCUCAUCCACAAGUCUCCAGCUAGGUAGCCUGGUGCUCGUGAAAGACAGAGCGCAGCCACCACUUUUAUGGCUGCUUGGAAGAGUGGAGAAGGUGCACCCAGGACAGGACGGAGUGGCUCGCGUGGCAGAGAUCAAGACCAAGAAGGGAGUCAUCACGCGGGCCUUUAACAACAUUUGCCCCCUUCCAAUUUCCAACUCGCGCGGGCAGGAUGUCUAG
This is a messenger RNA of Maniola jurtina (meadow brown), 2114 nucleotides long. RefSeq lists its product as uncharacterized. The coding region runs from base 645 to 2114 and encodes 489 amino acids. The transcript has 2 exons. The record is from RefSeq and is a predicted model, not a curated record. Lineage: Eukaryota; Metazoa; Arthropoda; Insecta; Lepidoptera; Nymphalidae.